GUGGCGGUAAUGCUACUUAAAGUUUGUUGCCAACCGCCAAUAAAAUCAAGAAGAAGAAGAAGAAGAAGAAAGAGCAGAAGAAGUAAAAGGAAAAAGGAGACGGUGACCAUGUUAUUUUGUUCAAAGUUGUGUUUCUCGUCCGAUCCAGACGUUUGGUGGACAGGGUCAUCCUGUCGUAAAUUUUCUACAGAAUAUAUAUGUUCUGAUUAUACUAAUGCAAGGAAGAUAGAGAAGCUGUUAAUAGAUUUUAGAGAUGAUGAAGCUGCGGGUCCAGCUGCAGUGUAAGAAUCUCCAUGAAUACUUAAGAGAACUGAAUCCUGAGAUACUGGACAGACUGUAUAACCACCCAGCAACAUGUCUGGCUGUCUACAGGGAACUUCCCUCACUAGCUAAGAACUAUGUGAUGCGCAUGUUGUUCCUGGAUCAGCCUCUCCCCCAGGCAGCUGUGGCACUUUGGGUACAAAAAAAUAGUCAGAGGGAUCAUGAUGACUGUGUCGCAGUGCUGACCGGUCUUCGCCUUUGGCACAGUCAGCACCUUCAAGGUGGGCUUCAAGGAUACAUUUUAAAUCCAGUGUUCAAAGACAACCUGGGAACAGCAUUGCUUGGAGGAGGUGCACAGUGGGCCGACGAGGGGAGCAGCCUGGGGCCUGACCGCCAUGCACGCGACAUUGAGAGCCUGGACCGCUACGCUAUGGAACGCUGGGAAGUGAUCCUGCAGUUCAUGGUGGGUUCACCUAGUGCUGUUAGUCGAGACCUGUCUGAGCUACUGAUUCAAGCCGGCCUCAUGAGAAGUGAGGCUGGGGAAGCACCGUACAUCACUUCCGCUGGUUUUCAGUUCCUCCUUCUGGACACAGCCUCUCAGCUUUGGUACUUCACUUUGCAGUACCUGAAAACUGCUCAGUCUAGAGGGAUGGACCUCGUGGAGAUCUUAUCCUUCUUGUUCCAGCUCAGUUUUUCUACUUUGGGGAGAGAUUACUCAGUGGAGGGGAUGAGCGAGUCUUUGCUAACUUUCCUGCAGCAUCUUCGGGAGUUUGGACUGGUGUUUCAGAGGAAGAGGAAGUCCCGGCGGUACUAUCCCACCAGACUGGCAAUUACUUUGGCUGCUGGAGUAACUACCAGCUCCGACUCUCCCUCCUCCACCAACACUGCUUCCAUUCCUGGAACUAAAGAUGCUGGCUUCAUUGUUGUGGAAACCAAUUAUCGUCUCUACGCCUACACAGAUUCAGAGCUUCAGAUUGCUCUGGUGGCUCUUUUCAGUGAAAUGUUGUAUCGUUUUCCCAACGUGGUGGUCGCUCAGCUUACAAGAGAAUCCGUUCAGCAGGCCAUUGCUAAUGGAAUUACCGCUCAGCAGAUCAUCCACUUUCUAAGGACCAGAGCUCACCCUGUCCUGCUCACACAGACCCCAGUGCUGCCUCCAACUAUAACAGACCAGAUCAGACUGUGGGAGCUCGAGAGAGAUCGGCUGCAAUUCACAGAGGGAGUACUCUACAAUCAGUUCCUGUCCCAAGCAGACUUUGAGGUGCUGCGAGACAGAGCUCAGGGCUUGGGCUGUCUGGUGUGGCAGGAUGUGGCUCACAGGGUGAUGGUGGUGACAUCCCAAGGACACAGCGAGGUCAAGAGGUUCUGGAAACGACAGAGGUCUCACAUAUAGCCAGAGGAAGCUGCUGACCGAGCAGUGACCCUGUUUACUACUGUCAGUUUGGAAUCUUGUACAUUCUCACAUGUUUUUUUUAAUUAAAUAAACUUAUCAUAUUUGUUGAUUUAUUUUUGUGGAUUUCUGUUGUAGGAAUUUUGUACUAUUAUUAAAUCGUGCCUCUAUUUGAAAAAGGAAACCUCUGGCCAUUUCAAAACUAUAUUCCAAUCAUGUUAAACAAAACCUGGCACUUGUGAUGCAAAAGCAAAUUAUUGUCAUUAGCAGUUUUACAAUUGAUCUUACUAAGAUUUAGAUUAAUCUAGUAUUAGUCUGAUUAGAUUAAGAAUGUAAAACAUUCAUAGUUUUAUUUAAAAAAUGAAGUUCACAUUUAUUACACACAGUAAUGUGGCUGGAGUGGCAUGGACACAUCAACUGGACAAUACCUCAUAGAUUCUCUUUGGGGUUUGCUGGCUAACCAAACACAGGAACACCAUGGUCACUGUGUAGCAAAAAAUCAAAUCAGCAUCUCCAUCCAGCUGGUCAGCAGAGGGAAGCAUGAAGUGCUCUGAAAUGUCUUAGGACAGCUGCAUUGACUUCAGAAAUCCCAGUAGGCCAGAACCACUAGAUAAAAUGUCACCCAGUCAUCAGGAACUGUGGAGACUCUUGGAUCACUGAGUAACAUUCCAGUUCAUUUCUACUUGGACUUGAUGUUCUGUUUUUGAAAAUGUUUUUCAAUUUGUAGUUGUGUUUUGUAAUUUGUUGAUGUGGUUUGCACUUCAGGACCACCUUAGCCGUUAGCUCUAUGCCCUCAACAUAGAGCUAACGGAGCAAUUCUAUUGUGUUGAUGAGAAUUUUGGUUCUUCUUACAGAGCUGACUCUGGUGGCUCAGCUUCUUUAUGAGCCUAAGAACUCUUUCAGGUUUUCAUUUGUCAUCCGCAGCCCCAUAUUUUACUAUGAUUUGACAAAUAUCAAUGUUUUGCAUAAUAAAUCUUUUUGUAUUCAUUGUUCCCUA
Molecule: messenger RNA, 2645 nt
Organism: Gambusia affinis (western mosquitofish)
Lineage: Eukaryota; Metazoa; Chordata; Actinopteri; Cyprinodontiformes; Poeciliidae
Gene: gtf2h4
Product: general transcription factor IIH, polypeptide 4
Exons: 15
Coding region: 254-1651 (465 amino acids)
Biological process (GO): nucleotide-excision repair
Cellular component (GO): transcription factor TFIIH holo complex; transcription factor TFIIH core complex
Molecular function (GO): double-stranded DNA binding; ATPase activator activity
Source: RefSeq, a predicted model, not a curated record